AUGGAGACGUGGGUGAGUAUCAGCACGAAGCCUCUCAAGGACCAGGUGGAGCUUGACAAAAUGCCACUCGGAGACAAUUGGAAGCAGGCUGCCUCCUCCAUCGUCGACUGGCGUUCCGAAGCUGUGGAGUUAAGAUUCGGCCAGCACUAUCAACAGGCCGAAGCCUCUGACGAUGAAAACCCUGGAGUCAUCAUCGCGCGUCAGCGCAUUCCCGCCAAGAACUUGUCGGAGGAAAAGGAGUGUCCCAUAUGCGUGGAGCCGAAAGCGCUUGCCAAAUUUCCCAUCUUCAGUAUCACACCCACGUGCGUUCACCCGCCAGAAGCCUGUCUAGAAUGCCUGAAAGUAGCGAUCCGGACAGAGCUCAACAGCAGGCACUGGAAAGAUAUCCGGUGCCCGGAAUGCCGCGAGCUGCUUGAGUAUGUCGACGUGCAGCGGUACGCGGACGACGCAACCUUCUCAAGAUACGAGAAUCUCGCCCUCCGAGCAGCGAUGCACCAGGCAGAUAAUUUCAUCUGGUGUGCUGGUGGCUGUGGCUCCGGUCAGAUCCAUGAAACAGGCGCUGAGCAGCCGAUUGUCAUCUGCCUCCAUUGCAGUGGUCGGAGUUGUUUCACCCACGAGGUUGCGUGGCACGACGGCCUUACCUGUGAAGAGUUUGAUUCUCUCCUUGCCGAUCCGGAAAACUUUCGUUCGCGCAUAGAAGUCGAAAACGCUGCAGUCGACGAGGAGGAGGCUCGCCGUCGUGCCCAAGACGCUGUGGAUCACGCUCUGGCCGGGCGCCUUGCUGCUGACCAGGAGGCAGAAGAGCGGGCUCGAGUGGAGCGCGACAAACAAGCCCGAAGGAAAGCUGCCGAGGCAGCGGAAAGAGCAAGGAAGACGGCUGCCCGGCGCAAGAAGGAGGAUGAGCAAAGCAUGGCCACGAUGAACAGGACGACGAAGAAGUGCCCUGGAUGCAGUUGGGCUAUUGAGAAGAAUAGCGGAUGCUCACACAUGACUUGUACGUAUACCCUCCCUCUCGGCGGCCCCAUCGUCCCAACCCGUGGGCUUGGCGCCUUGCGGCUGCGGUGUGGUGCCUACCUCAGGCUCGACUCACAGUUUGCAGGCCUUAAAUGUCGUUUCGAGUUUUGUUGGGGUUGCUACCGCAGAUGGGGAGCCUGUCGCAACAUCCAGUGCACGGGACCAACGGCGUCUUGA
Molecule: messenger RNA, 1191 nt
Organism: Verticillium nonalfalfae
Lineage: Eukaryota; Fungi; Ascomycota; Sordariomycetes; Glomerellales; Plectosphaerellaceae
Exons: 6
Coding region: 1-1191 (396 amino acids)
Biological process (GO): positive regulation of proteasomal ubiquitin-dependent protein catabolic process; protein polyubiquitination; ubiquitin-dependent protein catabolic process
Cellular component (GO): ubiquitin ligase complex; cytoplasm
Molecular function (GO): ubiquitin conjugating enzyme binding; ubiquitin protein ligase activity; zinc ion binding
Source: RefSeq, a predicted model, not a curated record